Raphanus sativus (radish) is the source of this 834-nucleotide messenger RNA. Its product is annotated as actin-depolymerizing factor 10. Lineage: Eukaryota; Viridiplantae; Streptophyta; Magnoliopsida; Brassicales; Brassicaceae. The transcript has 3 exons. Gene Ontology annotation, biological process: actin filament depolymerization. Gene Ontology annotation, cellular component: cytoplasm; actin cytoskeleton. Gene Ontology annotation, molecular function: actin filament binding. The record is from RefSeq and is a predicted model, not a curated record. Bases 230 to 652 code for a protein of 140 amino acids.
AUGUGCUCUGCCUCUACAUGUGUAUGGUUGCAUAAAAUAUGUAAGCCCUCCCUCUAAUAUUAGACUAAUAUAACGUGACAGCAUCAAAGUCUUCUUUAGUUUUAAAAGACGUGACCAGCCUAAUGCCCCCCAACCCGACCUACUUCUUUCUUCUUCCCACCCUCCUCUAAAUCCCCCCCAAUACCAUCUCUACAGUCUCACCAUCCAAAGCUGAUUUCUAGCAGAGAACAUGGCUAAUUCAGCGUCUGGGAUGCACGUAAGCGAUGAGUGCAAGCUCAAGUUUUUGGAGUUGAAAGCAAAAAGAACUUAUAGGUUUAUUGUGUUCAAAAUUGAUGAGAAGGCUCAGCAAGUUACGAUAGAUAAGGUUGGGAAUCCAGAAGAAACUUACGACAGUUUCACCGAAUGCAUGCCUGAGAAUGAGUGCCGCUAUGCUGUCUAUGACUUCGAUUUCACCACUCCUGAGAAUUGCCAGAAGAGCAAGAUCUUUUUCAUCGCUUGGUCACCUGAUACAUCAAGAGUGCGGAGUAAGAUGUUGUACGCAAGCUCGAAGGAUAGAUUCAAGAGGGAGCUAGAUGGUAUUCAGGUUGAAUUGCAAGCAACAGACCCUAGCGAGAUGAGCCUCGACAUCAUCAAAGGCCGAGUCAAUCUCUGAAUGCUACUUACCACAUCUUAAUUCGUUUCAGUCAAAUUUUUAUUUUCUGCUUUCGUUUUCCGUUUUACUUCUUACUUCUUAUUUUAUGUGAUUCACCACUUUUUAUUUUUUGGAAUGUAAUAUUCAUGAUAAUAGUGAACUAAACAAAGCUAUCAAAAUUCAAAAAGGAGGACAUACAUACA